Molecule: messenger RNA, 633 nt
Organism: Prunus avium (sweet cherry)
Lineage: Eukaryota; Viridiplantae; Streptophyta; Magnoliopsida; Rosales; Rosaceae
Source: RefSeq, a predicted model, not a curated record
GAUGAAGGGGAGGGAGCACUGGAGCCUGAGGGUGAGGGUGAAGUAGAGGGCCAGGGGGAGGUAGAGGUAGAGAGUGAUGCUGAGCAGCGUGAUGUUAACCCUGAUCCAGGAGAAAGUGAGGGCGAGAGAGAACAAAGUUCCCAAGAAGUAGAAAUUGGUGAUCAAAGAGAAGAAAGUGAUGGAAAAUAUACAGACACUGAUGAAAAAGAAGAGUUGACAAGCCGGAGACGAAAUGUGAUUGAAAGUGGGUCUGAGAGGUCUGAGGAAAACCAUUACCCUGACAAUGAAGAUGACGAGGUUAAUCAGGCUAGAAGUCCGAGAUCCCCUGACGAGGAGAAGGACCAUACUCACAUCGUACACUCUGCUGUUCGUAAUGUAUUUGGUGACUCUGAUGAAGAAGAACCAACAGAUUACGCUGUUCAAAAUGACAUUGAGCAUGAACCAAAUAGAUCCCCAAUGGAAGAGGAAGGGAGCUAUGGAAAGAGUCCAAGACUAGAGGAUGUAGUGGCUGAUGAAGAUGCUAGAUAUGAUUCAGAAGAGGACAAUAUUGAGGCUAAACCUAGAGAGAAACCGGUUGGCCCCCCAUUGGAACUAGAGAUUCCACUGCGUCCGCCUCCUGCUCAUCCAGAAAAG